AUGCCUUACGGAACAUCUUUGCAGCACGGUAUGGCACCUAACGGCCCAUUUCAGCCAUCUGCUGUGACGAUGAAAACUCUAGGCCCUGUCAAGGCUGAAGGAGGAGGCCCCGGGGGAGGCAGGCAGGUGCAGCAGCAGCCCGCACCGGGCACACGGCGGGGCAGGGCCGGGGCCUCCUCGCGGUUCCCCCCCCCGACCGUCCUCCCCGCUUCUCCUCCCGCAGCCGGCCGGCCGGAGGAGGCGGAGGACGCCGCCGGCGAUGGACUCCCCCCGCAGAUAGCCGCCGCCAUGAGCCAGCCGCCCGCAGGGGGCGCCGCCGCCGAGCCUCGCCUGCACCCGGAGGGCAGCAGCGGCAGGAAGCAGCCGCGGGCCUCCUCCCCGGCCAGGGCCCGCGACGCCCCCCCGCGACCCCCGCCCGCCGCCCGCGCCCCGCCCGCCGCCGCCGCCGCGGCCACCGCCGCCUCCUCCAAGGCCGGGGCAGGGGCCCCGCGGCCGCCGCCGGGCCAGGCGCCGAGGGGCGGCCGGGGCCGCGCCGCCGAGCGGCCGGGGCGGGGCGCGGCGCCGCCGGGCGCUGUCCAGCCCGGAGCCGGUGCUGAAGCACCGCCCGCCGCCGAGCCCGGCGAGGAGGCGCCCCCUGCGGGCGGCGGCGGGGGGGAACGGGAGCGGGAGCGGGAGCGGGAGGGGGCGGCGGCGCCGCCGCAGCCUCAGCCGCAGCCGCCGCCGCCGCCGCCGCCGCCCAGGCAGUGGCGGGGGAAAGCGGGGCGGUCCCCGCUGAAGGGCGCGGGGGAGGCGGCCCCGGCGCCUCCAUCUUCGUCGGGCGCCGCCAAGGGCCGCGGGGCGGCGGGCGGCGGCGGGUUCUGGCGGGAGGGAUGCCUGCAAAGUGAGCUCAUCCAGUUCCACCUCAGGAAGGGGCUGGCGGCGGCCGCCCAGAUGCAAACCAAGGGCAGCAACCACGGCAGCGGCGGCCCCGGCCCCGGCGCCGCCUCCGCCUCCGCCUCCCCGGCGGCCGCCGCCUCGGCCGAGCCUCCCCCUGCAUCCUCCGCCUCCUCGCCCUCUGCCAUGGCGGCGGCGGCCGGGGCCGAGGGGCUGCGGCAGGGCGAGGCGGGCGGCGGCGGCCGGAGCGGCACCCCGGAGGGCUCCCUGAGCCCGCAGCUGCAGGACGAGAUGCAGGAGGAGAUGGAGAAGCUGCGGGAGGAGAACGAGAGCCUCAAGAACGAGAUAGAUGAGCUGAGGACCGAGAUGGACGAGAUGAGGGACAGCUUCUUCGAGGAGGACGCUUGUCAGCUUCAAGAGAUGCGCCACGAGCUGGAGCGAGCCAACAAGAACUGCCGGAUUCUCCAGUACCGGCUGCGCAAGGCCGAGCGCAAGAGGCUCCGCUACGCGCAGACCGGCGAGAUCGACGGCGAGCUCCUGCGCAGCAUGGAGCAGGACCUCAAGGUUGCAAAAGAUGUAUCAGUGAGACUUCAUCAUGAGUUAGAAAAUGUGGAAGAGAAACGUACAAUAACAGAAGAUGAAAAUGAAAAAUUAAGGCAGCAGCUUAUAGAAGUUGAAACUGCAAAACAAGCACUACAGAAUGAACUGGAAAAAAUGAAAGAGCAAUCACUGAAAAGAAGAGGGAGCAAAGACCUACAAAAAUCAGAAAAAAAGUCACAGCAGACACCAACAGAGGAGGACAAUGAAGACCUGAAAUGCCAGCUACAGUUUGUCAAAGAAGAAGCAGCCUUGAUGAGAAAGAAAAUGGCCAAGAUUGAUAAGGAGAAGGACAGAUUUGAACAUGAGCUGCAAAAAUACAGAUCAUUUUAUGGGGAUUUGGACAGUCCCUUGCCAAAAGGUGAAGCAGGUGGGCCACCUACCACAAGAGAAGCUGAACUUAAGCUUCGAUUGAGACUUGUGGAGGAGGAAGCUAACAUUCUUGGGAGGAAAAUAGUGGAGCUAGAAGUAGAAAAUCGAGGACUGAAAGCAGAGCUUGAUGAUUUAAGAGGAGACGAUUUCUCAGGGACCGCUAAUCCGCUCCUGGGAGAACAGAGUGAAUCUCUGUCAGAAUUACGACAGCAUUUGCAGCUAGUAGAAGAUGAAACAGAAUUGCUGAGGAGAAAUUUAGCUGAUGUGGAAGAACAAAACAAGCGCAUAACGGCUGAGUUGAACAAAUACAAGUACAAGUCUGGGGCCCAUGAGAGCUCCAGGCACCAUGAUAGUGCCAAGACAGAAGCACUGCAGGAGGAGCUAAAAGCUGCACGAAUGCAAAUCAAUGAGCUGAGUGGCAAAGUCAUGCAACUCCAGUAUGAGAACAGAGUUCUCAUGUCCAACAUGCAGCGCUAUGAUUUAGCCUCUCAUCUUGGGAUCCGUGGCAGCCCCAGAGACAGUGAUGCAGAAAGUGAUGCAGGAAAAAAGGAGAGUGAUGACGAUUCCCGCCCCCCUCACCGCAAAAGGGAAGGGCCCAUUGGUGGGGAAAGUGACUCUGAAGAGGUACGAAACAUCCGGUGCCUGACACCCACGAGGUCUUUUUAUCCAACACCGUCUGGAUGGCAGAAAAGCUUCACUGACAGGCAGCAGAUGAAGGACAUUCGCUGUGAAGCUGAGCGACUGGGCAAGACAAUAGAUCGCUUAAUUUCUGACACAAGCACCAUCAUAACAGAGGCAAGAAUUUACGUAGCUAAUGGGGACCUGUUUGGACUGAUGGAUGAGGAAGACGAUGGCAGCAGAAUACGUGAGCAUGAGCUUCUCUACCGGAUCAAUGCGCAGAUGAAGGCGUUCAGAAAAGAGCUCCAGACUUUCAUCGACAGACUUGAAGUUCCAAAGUCUUCAGAUGAUCGAAGUGCAGACGAACCUUUGUCAGUGAGUCAGGUAGACUUUUACUUAUUACGGCCUACAGGUAAAAAGGCUUGGCCAAAUGAAUUAAGCCUAAAAUUUGAUGUAUGGCAUAUUAAAAUUCUUACACUAAACUGUGGACAAAAGUCUUAUUUCUUAAAUUACUUAAAAUCCUCAUUUGGCCAUAUGAAACCUUGUUCUACCAAGGGGCCUACUCAUGAACGGUGAAUAAAUCUGGUCUGCAUGAAUUUAAAAGAAUUAUACUCUAGGUAUAAUAGAGAAUAUUAUGUACUGUAGGAGGUGAAAGAUUUUACUCCUUCUUCUGGCUUUGCAGCUGCAUUUGCCAGAGUUGUGCCUUCUAAAGCAGUGUAUGAUAGCAUUUUUGGCACAUAAAUGAGCAUGGUUAUUUUCUUGGUGGUUGGGUCCCUGCUAAAUGAAUAAAACCAAAAUGUAUUAAUUUUAAACAGGAGGAAGCAUACAAUUUCCAAAAUUGUAAAGAAUAUGACAAACCACGGAGAAAAAUAAACCAUGAAAAAUUAUAAAGUCACAGAGCCACACAGUAGUGUGUGAAUAUUGGAAUUGCUGUAACUGGUUGUAUCUUUUGUUAAAAGGCUGUGGGUCACUGCUUACAUGCAACAGUGACUAGCAUCUUGUCUGCAGUUCUUUUUUAUUCUUCUCUCAUCCUCUAAGGAAAGAGCCAACGAGCAUCCUGCAUGUGACGUGCAGAGUUGUUCCAAAGAGGUUUUGGGGAGCAAAUUCCUUGCUGACUCAAGAUCUUCUGCCAUGAAAAAUGAAAAUUACCUACCCUUAUCUUAUAUUGCAGUCCUAUAGUUGGCAAAUGCUGUUAUUGCUCACGGUAUUAUCCAGAUGUUUUAGUAAGUCUCUUGCUAUGUUAAUUUACUUGUGUUGUCCUGCUAGUUUACAGUCAAAGUAGUUACCAGGUGAAGCUGAAAGCUAUUAUUUCUUAUCCCUAUGCUGACUAAUUAGUCUUUUGUUUCCUUGUAUCAGAAAGUCACAGACGCAGUGAGUUUGAAGCUAAUCAAUUACUAUACAUGUACUGCAUGAAAUCAAACAGAAAAGACAUUUGGCAUGCUCACUUUCUGAUCUAGCAAUACCUCUGAGCUUGUAGAGCUCCCAUUAACUUAGAGGCAGAGCACUGCAUGGGCUCAUACAAAUUUAAAGCAAUCUAAUUGGUAUUUUCUCUGAACAAAUAACAGUAAUAAUUGAAUUUGGCAUUUCAAGGUUUGACCAUGCAGAACUCCUACUGAUGUCAAUGGGAGAUGGGCACUUGGUCCCUCCACAAGCGUAGUCUGAUUCACUAUUUAUUUUGUUAAAACUUUGGACUUGCUAUUCCAUUAAUUGACUGUUCUCUUUGUCUUUGUAUUUACUUUCCCAGAUGUUCCAGCCUAUCAUUUUACUUAUUCUCAUCCUUGUAUUAUUUUCAUCCCUUUCAUACACAACAAUAUUUAAGCUUG
Molecule: messenger RNA, 4283 nt
Organism: Cygnus olor (mute swan)
Lineage: Eukaryota; Metazoa; Chordata; Aves; Anseriformes; Anatidae
Gene: MTCL3
Product: SOGA family member 3
Biological process (GO): regulation of autophagy
Source: RefSeq, a predicted model, not a curated record